UUAGCGUUAAAGUAAAAAAGAACGUAAUUCAAUAUAAUGCCUUCUAAAUCAAGUUUAACUAGGAGCGCUCUUACAGCAGUGUAAUAUACAUUACUUACGUAUACGUGAGGCGUAGAUCUUUAUUUUUACUUAUGAAUUGGUGAUUUUAUUGCAGCCACUUCCGCGUUAAGGACGAUUUUUUAAACUGUGAUAAAAUGUUCGGUGAUAAGUUGGGUAGUGCUGUAAUUAUAUGUGUUUGUUUUUGUGUAGUUAACUGUUAUUAUGUGGAUGACAAUCUUCCCACUUAUUUGACAGGUGCUGUGGGAGACUACAUGAUUUUUAAUUGUGAAAUUGAUUUCCCGCAGAGAAUACCAAUACCCUAUAAAUUAAUAUGGAGACGAGGAGAGGAAGUAAUUUAUUCCUGGCAAGAAGGAAUAGUGACGGAAUCGGACGACUAUGUCGGUAGAAUCCACCUCCUCAACCGCGGUUUCCAACAAUACCAACAAUACGGAAAAGCGUCCAUUAACCUAACAUCAAUACGCGAAUCAGAUGCCGGCUGGUUCGAGUGCAAAAUUGAGUACCCAAACAGAAACCCCAGCAGUAGAAAUAAUGGCACUUGGUUCCAUUUGACAGUCAGCGGAGGAAACCUACUGGCUAUACCACCGAUCAAUAGAACCGUCAUGGAAGGUGACGAAGUGCAGUUUGAUUGUCUACCCAAAGACUUUUCAAUUAAAAUUAGAUGGUUGAAGGAUAAAAUACCUCUAUCUGAAUACCACGAUUUAGUGCAAAGAUCAUGGGUUACCAAGGAAAACACGUUGGUGAUUCACCCAACAGAUUUGGGUGAUUAUGGAGAAUAUGAAUGCGAAGCUUCCAAUGAUAUGGGGGAGAGGCAAACCACGCGAGCUUUUUUAAAUGUACAAUACAAAGCUAAAGUUAUAUACGCUCCACCAGAAAUAUAUCUACCAUUUGGAAGACCAGCUCUUAUAGAUUGCCAUUUCAGAGCGAACCCGCCUUUAACAAAUCUAAGAUGGGAGAAGGAUGGAUUCCUUUUUGACCCCUACAAUAUACAAGGCGUUUUUUACAGGAAAAAUGGAAGUUUGUACUUUAGUAAAGUGGAUGAAAGUCAUACUGGGAAAUAUAGUUGUACUCCUUACAAUGAGUUGGGAACGCAAGGACCAUCCCCAACGAUGAACAUCAUAGUUCAAAGACCUCCUGUAUUUGUGAGCACCCCACACAACCUCUACCUAAGAAAAUUAGGCGAAAACAUUGAAAUACCCUGCGACGCAACCGAUGGUCAACAUGGUCAUAAACCCAUCAUUGUUUGGUACAGGAAAGAUGGUUCUUCCCUCCCAGUAGGCCGCUACAGCAUCAAGGACGGCAACCUAACAAUAACAAACAUUGAAGAACACGACCGAGGUCUCUAUCAAUGUUCGGCUACAAAUAAAGCUGCAACUAUCACAGCUGAAACUGAGUUGUUGGUGGAGAAUAUACCCUCCAGCGCUCCAUACAAUCUUACAGCUGUUUCCAGUCCCUAUUCAGUACACAUAUCAUGGUUGGCUGGAAGGCAACGAGCUAAUAUCGAUUUCAGUGUUUGGUAUAAGUCUGUGGAUCAGACUGAAUGGAAGACCUAUCCUGUGCCCUCUAUAAGGACUCUUGAAGCUACCAUCAUCAAUUUGCAUCCAGAUACUGAAUACGAAUUCAUGGUACUAUGCAAAGACGACAAUGGAGAUGGUCUCUUCAGUAAAUCUCUAAGAGUUUGGACUAAAAGUGAGGAUGGUGAUAAGGAACCUUUUAAAACCUCCUAUAUGCCCCCCAUUGGUUUCCCAAGAAACGUUACAGUUGUUACGAAAGACGAUGGUUUGUUAGUGAAUUGGGAAAAACCUGAAUAUGGGUUCGAAAAUUUGAAACGUUACAUAAUAAGAUGGAGCCAAGGUCCAGAUGAAUACAUUUAUGGAUCUGAUGAUACUACUGAAACACACUAUCUAAUCACUAACCUUCUGGAAGGAAACGAGUAUGACAUCCAAGUCAUAGCUUUAUCCCUGGACGAUCAACAAGGUGUCUCCGAAAAAGUAAGAGCAGUGUUUCCUGGUUACAAAAGCAUCAAAGCAGUAUCUACUGGCAUUAUAGCGGGAUUAGCAUUUUUGACAGCUGCAUUCCUUACUGUUUUGUAUAUCAAAAGGAGGAAAUCCCGAAACGAUGCUGCGAGCAAUUAUACGAAAAGUGUUAAGAGUUAAAAUAAGUUUGUAUAUUUUGUAUUAAAUUUUGUAGUGGUGAUAAAAAAAUAAAGCUUUAUGUAUGAUUGUUAUAUUUUAGCUUUAGUAAUUUAUAUGCAAUUAUAUAUUUCCCAAUUUCUUACUUAAAAGUAUACGAAAUGUAAAUAUUAGCUUGGGUUAUUUGGAGAUUAUUGGAUAUUUUAAUAAAACUA
Messenger RNA from Brassicogethes aeneus, 2404 nucleotides. NCBI's taxonomy places the organism in Eukaryota, Metazoa, Arthropoda, Insecta, Coleoptera, Nitidulidae. The record is from the annotation of a GenBank genome assembly.